CACUCCCCCGCACCCCGACGAGCGCUUGAGAUUGGCCUCUGCAUGGGCUCCGUCGAUCCCCCUGACCCGCUAUCGAUGCGCGCUAUACACUGUGAACUGUACGAAAACUCAAUGCUCAACUGAGUCGACUCGGCUUGCUGUAGGAGAUGGGAGAUGCAGAAGAUGGAUGGAAGAUAUAAAAUCUGCAUCAGCUCGCUGCGACAGCCAUCGUGUGUUUGAAUACCUUGCGGUGUCCAGGACGAUCAAACCCACCCCACGUCGUUGAGAGCGGUGCGCGCUCUCUUUCUCGACUCUCAUCUUCAUUUUCUUAGGUUUCGUGGGCUUUCGGUCACUGUCCCUUCUGCUCGUCUUGGUCUCAGCCUGGUCCUGCUUCAGUAUACCCUCGCUUGACUCCCUCCUCUCGCUCGAUCGCCCCAUGAGCGCCCUGCUCUCAUACUGCUGGCUGAGCCUCCUUCUCCUCGCCGCCCGCGACGCCCAGGCAUGGGACGCGAAGCCGUUCAAUCCCGCCUCAGUGCCCCUCGCGGUGCGCUCACCCUAUGUGUCGACGUGGCUGCCGCAGGGCAAGGGGACGGCGCUGAACGAUGCAUGGGCAACGUUUUACACGGGUGGUAUCACCGCUUGGGCUGGCUUCAUCACGGUCGAUGACAAGCCGUACUCGUUCAUGGGCGUGCCCGGCGCAGACGCGGAUUUUGAGAAGGCGACGCAGAAGAGUGUGGAGAUCACAUCGACGCAGAGCAUCUAUGUGAUGACCGCUGGUGCAGUGGACCUUACCGUGACGUUCUUGAGCCCAGUGGAGCCUACCGACCUCGUUAAGCAGUCUAUCCCGCUAUCCUACAUGUCCCUCUCCGCCGCCUCGAACGAUGGCAGCGCGCACUCUGUCCAGGUAUACACUGAUAUCAGCGCAGAGUGGCUAUCGCCGAGCGACGGCGCCCAGCCGGUGAACUGGACUCUGGAAGAUGGCGAUGUGCUCUCGCAUACUCUGUCGCUGCAGACCCAGCUCAACUACGAGGAGAAUCAUGAUAUGAUCAGACAGGGCUCCGUCUACUAUUCCACUGCCAAGACAGACGGCCUCACCCACAUGUCCGGCCCCGACAAGACCGUCCGCACCCUCUUCGUCAACUCCUCCGCCCUCGACAACUCCCAGGACACCACCUUCCGCAACAUCUCCGACAGCUUCCCCGUCUUUGCCUUCGCGCACGACCUGGGCGAUGUCAAGGAUGCCACUGACCCUAUCGCGAUGAGCAUCGGAUUGAUCAGGGAGCCGGCGGUGCAGUAUGUGGUGGGCGGAAACAAGAUGCAGGAUCGGAGCUUGUUCUUUUGGACGGAGUAUGGGAGUGUGGGGGAUUUGAUCAAGGACUUCUUGGGCGACUACAAGGAUGCGCUGUCGCGGGCGCAGAAGCUGGACGAGCAGAUUGACUCGGACGCGAGUGCUAUCAGCAACGACUAUGCCAGCAUCACUGCGCUCUCCGUCCGCCAGGCCCUCGCUGCGCUCGAGAUAACCACCGUCAAGAACGGCGACGCGUACGACAAGGAGGACGUACUGGUCUUCCUGAAGGAGAUCUCCAGCAACGGGAACACCAACACCGUCGACGUGAUCUUUCCCAUGUGGCCCCUGCUCAUGUACCUCAACCCGGCGCUGGGGAAGUAUAUCCUACUGCCUGCGCUCAAGUACCAGGCAACGGGGCAGUACCCGAACAAGUACAGCGUGCACGAUAUGGGGGCACAUUUCCCGAAAGCUAUUGGGCAUAAUGAUGGGAAGGACGAGGCCAUGCCAGUUGAGGAAUGCGGCAACAUGCUCAUUAUGGCGCUCAGUUAUACGCAAAAAGCGAGUGACCAUAGCUUGAUCAACGACUAUGUCGACGCUUUCGACCAAUGGACGCAGUUCCUCGUCAAUGAGGCCCUCGUACCCGCCUCGCAGCUCAGCACGGAUGACUUCGCCGGCCAUUUAGAAAACCAGACGAACCUUGCGAUCAAGGGCAUACUCGGCAUCAAGGCCAUGUCGGAGAUUGCGAAUACGAUUGGGGAUAAGACGGCCGGGUCGAAGUACAGCGAUAUCGCAUCCGACUACGUCUCGAAGUGGCAAGAUUUGGCCAAGUCGUCCGAGGGUGGCCAUACCACAUUGAACUACGGCAACGACUCUAGCUGGGGCCUGACCUACAAUCUCUACGCAGACAAAUUGCUAGGGUUCAACCUCUUCCCUUCCUCUAUCUAUGAUCAGCAAACCGCCUUCUACCAGAAGCACAGUAACACCUUCGGCGUCCCCCUCGAUUCGCGGCACACCUACACCAAGUCCGACUGGGAGAUCUGGACCGCGGCCAUCAUGUCCGACACGGACACGCGCGACAUGCUCAUCAGCGCGGUCGCGCAGUACGCCGCGAACGGACAGAACGACGUGCCGUUCUCGGACUGGUACGAGACGACGGAUGGGAAGGUGGCGGGGUUCAGGGCGCGGCCGGUUGUCGGGGGGCAUUUUGCGCUGGUGAGUGGGGCUUUGGUUCAAUGGUUGGGCAAGAGCGACGCUGACCACACGUUGCUUUCAGCUUGCACUGUUAGUAUUCGUGUCUUCGUUGUUGGGUUUUGUCAGAAUUUAACUUUUCCCAACAGCAACUCCUCAGGUUCGGGCACCUCGACAGCGGACCCUUCGACCUCGACGGACGACGGCGACGAGAACGCCGGUUGUGCUCUGUCGCCACCAUUCCCCUUUACGCUUCUGCGUUAUUUAUUGCAGUCGAGGAGAUGACGACUUUCCUCGCACGCUCGACGCGUGCGACCCACACAUUCUCUGCCACUAUACUGCAGGUAAUUUAUGUAUUUAUAUUGGAUGCUGGAGGAGAACGCAAUUGGAGAAAACCCACACGCACCGAGCAUACGUAGACGCCUCUUGGUCUACGUCUCGAAAAGGCUUGCUUCAAGUAUGCAUGCGAUCGUAUUAUCGCAAGGUAAGUUACUCGUGAA
This is a messenger RNA of Schizophyllum commune H4-8, 2955 nucleotides long. RefSeq names its product DUF1793-domain-containing protein. The transcript is spliced from 13 exons. The record is from RefSeq and is a predicted model, not a curated record. NCBI's taxonomy places the organism in Eukaryota, Fungi, Basidiomycota, Agaricomycetes, Agaricales, Schizophyllaceae. Bases 416 to 2740 code for a protein of 774 amino acids.